This is a messenger RNA of Cyprinus carpio (common carp), 6928 nucleotides long. Its product is annotated as inactive tyrosine-protein kinase PEAK1-like. Bases 460 to 5724 code for a protein of 1754 amino acids. Gene Ontology annotation, biological process: protein phosphorylation. Lineage: Eukaryota; Metazoa; Chordata; Actinopteri; Cypriniformes; Cyprinidae. The record is from RefSeq and is a predicted model, not a curated record. Gene Ontology annotation, molecular function: ATP binding; protein kinase activity. The transcript is spliced from 6 exons.
GUUUCCGACAUUCCAACAUGAAGUGCGCGUCCACAGCGCCCUACCCUCUGCGCGUCCCCGUGCAGUAGGGCUCGAGCCGUUAACGGAGCGGCGGAUCGCGGACGUGUGAUCACACAUUUCUCCCGAUCAAAAUAUCCAACAGAGUCCGCGUUCAGUUUAACGACAGUUCCGCGAUAUCUGGAUUACGAUGGCGCGCACGGGUUCGUGAGGAGAGCGUUGUCGUGCGCUGAAGUUUUUAGAUGUGUGGUGUGCUACAUAGCAACAUGAUGACCCCGACGAUCUGACCCCCGUGACCCUCAUUUGACAGUCUUUGCACUGAACAAGUGUUGAGCAACAGUUCCCAAAUUAAGUACUGAGGGCACAGUUUGUAAACUGUGUGUGGGAGCGACGUUCAGCCUUUAGUCUGUGUGCGAUGCAUGGCUUUCCUGUCCACUGACCCUGCAGCACUGCCCUGCAGUCAUGUCUGCAUGCAACACCUUCACUGAACAUGUGUGGAAACCAGGGGAGUGCAAAAACUGCUUUAAGCCCAAGAGCUUACACCGGCCUCAAGAGCAAGCCAAUGCUGCCAGUGAGAGCAAGACAAACAUCAGUGCCAAACUCACAAACAGCCAGAGGAGCAUUUCCUCAUCCCGUGCAGGCCAGGUCCGCCCACCUGUUGCAAAGAAGCCUACUAUUGCUGUAAAGCCUACUAUGAUGCUGCCAUGCUCCCCAACAGGGUUGGACUCAGAGGGAAAUGUGCCAAGGCUUACAGAGGGAGCACAGGUCACUAAAAGCUCACCUUUCACUGUGUGGAACCACAACAGCCUGAAUAGCUUGAGACCCACAGAGACAAACAACAAUCAAGGGGAGGAUUUGGUUGGACAAACAGAGGCAUAUGGUGCAAUUUCCCCACAGCCAACUAGCAGCAGCAACAACGGAUUGACAGAUGUGCUGAAAGAGAUUGCUGGCCUGGGACCUUCUCCAAGCUCAAGUAGAGAUGACUUCUUUGGCCGGAUCUGCAGUUCAUACCAGCGCUCAUUAGAGAGGGGCCUUCCAGCAUCAAGCUGUCUCCAUGCUGGGAGUAGUGGUAGAGGAGCAAUGAAACGUGUUUCCCUCAGUGACAGUGCAGAGGUCAUCAGCUCUGAGGGAGGAUGUUUCUGUUAUCCUGAAUUCUCCAGUGAUGGUGAUGAUGAGGAGGAGGAGAGUGGUGAUGAGGAUGAUGACGAUGGAGAGCAUGACAGUUGGGAUGAAAGCGAUGAGGAGUUGCUAGCAAUGGGGAUACGAAUGCGGGGUCAACCUCGGUUCGCCAAUUUCCGUGCAGCCACACUGUCCCCGGUUCCCUUCGCUGUAGGGAAGAAGUGGAACACAGUGCCUCUACGCAACCGUUCACUGCAACGGUUUUGUGCAGUGGAUUACGAUGACAGUUAUGAUGAGAUUCUCAGUGGAUACCCAUCUGUUGACUCAAAUGGAGCUCCUGCUCUUUUGUCAUACAACUCUGACCACCAGGGUAGUGGCUUUCUGUCCACUUCUGAGUCUACCGCCUCGCCCGAGUCCUUGAUUUCUCUGCCCGAAGAAUCCUGCGCUGGCAGCAGUAGGGGCACUGGUGAUCAGAGAAAUAGUCUUCCAUUCCCACCUAGCAAAGAACCUUCAGCCAAAGGACUGAGUUUGCCAAAACCCAAUGAAACACAUAAAGCUGUUCUAGCCAUCCUACUGGAAGAACAAGACGACAGCCAGAGAGAGGGUGGGGCUCUGCCACAAGCUCUUCCGGGCCAGCCAAUCACAAUCAGCUUCAGCCCAACUGAGGAGCAGGCCAAGCCUUAUCGAGUAGUGAAUCUUGAGAAGACUCCUAUCUGUAAGCCAUAUACGGUGGUGGAUGUGUCUGCCUCUAUGGCCACUAAAGAUGUGCACACUCACUCGAGUGAAAGCACUCCAAAGUCAAGUGGGCCCAAUGUUGUGCUUUGCUCUUCCGCUGAUCCCUGUCCUGUCUCACCCACCACGCCUCAGUCCUCCAGAUCUCCUGUUUCACAUGUGGCAUCUCCAUCCAUUUCAUUGUCUCCGCUGAUGCCUCAGUCUCCUACAAGUUCUGCCUCUGGAAGACCCAGCGGUUUCCGCACAAAACCUGGCAGCAUCCGUUACCAAGAAGUGUGGACGUCUUGCACCAGCCCUCGACAGAAGAUCCCGAAAGUUGAUUUAACAAGCGGCAGUGCCGCUCCAAGACUAACCAAUCACAAAUCAGCUCCCACAUCUCCAACUGCAGGCUUUGGCUCAGUCCGCACAGUCCCAACUAAAUCUCCUAACUUGUCUGAGAUCAAAUUUAACAGCUACAACAAUGCCGGCAUGCCCCCGUUUCCCAUCAUCAUCCGCGAUGAGCCUGCAUAUGCACGCAGCUCCAAAAAAGCAGUGAAAGUUCCCAUAGUGAUUAAUCCCUGUGCAUACGAUAACCUAGCUGUCUACAAGAGUUUCCUGGGGCUCAACGGUGAGGUGCCACAUUCCAAGCCUGUUGCCGGAGAGCGAGUGGCCAGCCACACAUAUGAGGAGAUUGGAUCUUCGGAAAGUUCCCAGCCCUCGCCGUCUGAGCUGACACCACCUCAGAUGAAGCACACAACAGAUGUAACUGCUCCUGGCGAUCUGAGGACCACCACAGUAUUCGGACAGACUGUAAACGACAGCAAAUCCAGGACUACGACAAUUGUCUCCGUCCUUCCUGCAGGUAGCAUGAGCCCUGGCCCUGCUGUUUUGGAACAUAGCAGUCUGGAUCGUAUUCGUAACUCCAGCAGUGAUCAAUCAUCAGAGGGCAGCAAAGAUUGCAAGGUCACAUCGAAUGGAAGUUCAGGUCAGAGAGAGAAAGCAAGUGCUGUUCUGUCUCAAAUUGUGGCCUCCAUUCAGCCACCGCCUUCUCCUCCAGACUCCCCCACUGGCCAGACUAAGACAUGCAGUGCUGAGGACCUUUACUCGCUGCCACCAGAUGCUUCCAGAGAUGCUCUUAACAGACCUAAAUCACUCCACUGUUCUGCAGAACCUCAAAAAGACACACCUCCUAAAGUCCUUCCCAAAUCUAAGAGUGCCUCUGCUGCUGUACCGCCCACAAGCCCCAAAUCUGAACCUAGUGCCCCAUUUCCCCCAGCCCGGUCUAGCUCCUCUCCUUACCACUCAAGCAACCUGCUCCAGAGGCAUUUCAACAACUGGACCAGACCAGCAGGGGCCAAACCUAGUGACGGAGAGACCAGUCCUGUUGCAGAGGGCAGGCGUUCGACUGAUGGUAACAAGCCCAAGCGCUGGAUAUCCUUCAAGAGUUUCUUCCGCCGGCGGAAGGAUGAGGAUGAACAGAAAGAGAAAAUGGAACGAGAGAAGGAAAAAGGGAAGCUGCUGGGAUUGGAUGGGACUGUCAUCACUGUACUGCCUCCUCCACCUGUACAGAGACAGCACUGGUUUUCAGAGUCCAAGACAGAUGACCCUCACCAGAAACCCACGAUCAUAUUCACCUACAAAUCAGAGAGCGUCACAAGUGGAGAGGAGGCAGAGCUUCGGGUUGAAGAACACAAAGAAGGUGUCACAGCAGAAGGUGGAGCUUCCAGCCUGUCAACUCCACCCAAGAGCAGAGCCAGUCUCCUCAUUAGCAAAGUCAUCAAUCAGCUUCCAGUUCAGGAUACUGAGAUCUCCUCAGCCACCUCUCUUCCUGCUAAGCUGGAGCUGUCGCCCCUGCGGGAGCCGCCUGCCUCCUGUCCGCCCCCAGCAUCGCCCACCUCAAACAGCAGCAGGCAGGCAGAGCGAGAGGAAGAGGGAAUCACUUACACCAUCUCACAAUCUCCUACAUCCAGCAGCUGCAGGGCCACGUACACCAACCUGGGUUGGUCCAGGGCCAACAUGAUCCCUGUAAAACAUCCCAGACAUCCUAAAGCAUCUGAUGACACUUUAACCUCUGAUCCAGAGGCCAUCGAACCCACGACUAAAUCCACCCCUCCACCCCUGCCUAAAAAGUCAGUCCCACGUGCCCAAACAGAGCCAGCCGCUCUAGGUAGAGAACUCUCUGUCCCUCAACCCAAAGGAGAGGUCAGACCAGGCGGGACCAGUCUGAGUGUCGCCAAUCCACUCUACGAUCUCGAAUCCACAUGGGACACGGCCAGUCAGAGCUCCUCACUCAGCUCAGAGGCACGACAUCAUGAUGAAUCUGGAGACUCCCUGGAGCGUCCCGUGGGUGGGCAGAGCCUGUCUUGUCUAACCAAUAGCAGCUCCAUGCAGGCAUGCGACCGCCGAGGCUACCGAAGUACAGAGAGUCUGACAGCCCGGACGCGAGGGGCUGGGAGACCCGCUAAAGCCCAGAAACAAGUGCCUUACAGAGGCAUGGAGAGCUGGGAGGAAGUGGUCGGGAGGAUCCGAGGCCUGCACACGGAUACCCUUCGCAAGUUGGCAGCCAGAUGUGAAGAUCGAUUUAUGGCCGGACAAAAAGAUCAUCUACGCUUUGGUACAGACAGCUGGUCUCAUUUCCGGCUGACUGCAGGAAAACCCUGCUGUGAGGCAGGAGAUGCUGUGUACUACACAGCGUCUUUCGCUAAAGAACCUCUGACGAACUACGCCGUUAAGAUCUGUCGGGGGGUGGUGAAGGAGACUCAGCAGCAGUUUUUUCACAGCCUAGCAGUUCGGCAGAGUAUCGCUGUUCACUUCAACAUCCAGCAGGACUGUGGGCACUUCCUGGCAGAUGUUCCGGCCCGCCUGCUGCCCUGGGAGCGAGAGGAGGAUGGAGAAGACAAGCAAGGCGGUACGGAAGGAGGAGAAGAGGGAAAAGGAAAGGAGGAUGAGAGAGAUGCGGCUGGUCCGGGCGGGAAACUCUGCAGCCGUGUAGUAGUGAUCACUCGAGAGGUGCCGUUCCAGACGGUGGCGGAUUUCGUACGGGAGGGUGUGGAGAGGCACGUGCGAAACCCUGAGCUGUACGAACGCCAGGUGUGUCUGCUGCUGCUGCAGCUGUGUGCGGGACUAGAGCACAUGAAACCCUACCACGUCACGCACUGUGACCUGCGGCUCGAGAACCUCCUCCUGGUGCACUGUCACUCCGGGAACCCUUGGAACCUGGAGCUGCUGGAACCGAACAACAAUGCUGCAUCCGGACCUACCUCCGCCACAGCUUCCGCUUGCCCUGCCCGCCUCAUCAUCAGCAACUUCUCUCAGGCCAAACUCAAGAAUGUGGUGCUGGAACCCUCUUCGCUUCGAGACCAGUCCCGUCUGGCACCUGAGCUCCUCACUGCCACUCAAUACCGCAAGUGUGACGAAUUCCAGACCGGCAUACUGAUCUAUGAGAUGCUGCAUCGACCGAACCCAUUCGAGGAAAGUCCAGAGCUAAAGGAGAGGGAAUACUGCAGCUCUGACUUGCCCCAGCUACCCCUGCGAUCCCUGUACUCCAACGGCCUUCAACAGCUUGCCACGUUGCUACUCAAUCCCAACCCUUCCGAGCGCAUCCAGAUGGCGGAUGCCCGGGCGUGUUUGCAGUGUUUGCUGUGGGGCCCCCGAGAGGAUCUGUUCAAUUCGCUGAACCCCCACUCCGGGACAGUCCAACGCCACACCAUCCUGCAGAACUGGCUGGACCUGAAGCGAACGCUUAUGAUGAUCAAGUUCGCAGAGCGUUCUUUGGACACUGCCUGCGGCGUGAGUCUGGAGGACUGGUUGUGCUGUCAGUAUCUGGCCUUUGCCACCACCGAAUCUCUCAGCAGAGUGAUCAAGAUCUUGCAGCAGCCACAGGGAGUGCUUAUCUGAUGCCAGCCAAUCACGGCAAUGAAGCUGGGACGUCUAGACAUAUGCGCUGUACAGACGUGUGAUUAUUUUUUUUUUUGGUUUACUUUUAAUACCAUGCAGUGAGUCCGAACAAACCGUUUACAGGAUGAAAAGUGACAAAGUGAAGUCAUAUUUAACUCCAGAGAUGAUGGCACAUUUAUAGAGCUGCUUUUAUAAACAAGUGAAACUGCAUGACGUGUGUGUAUGUGUAUGUGUGAGUGUGUUGUAGGUUUUCUGCCGGUGUGUUUAGUUACGCUUUUUAUUCUGCUGUAGGGACUCAUGUAUAUCAGCAGGAAACCACUGAUCCAACAUCAGCUGCAUCAUCAUUUAUGAUUCCAGUAACUCAUGAAACAAUGGGAUAACUAUUAUAUAAUCAUCACAUAUUAGAGUUUGUGUAAGAGGCAUAAAAUUAAGGGUUCUCCAUUGGUUACGUUAAGUCACUGAAACUUCUAACAUGCCUUACUUUAUAAGUGUCUGUAUGUGUAUAUAUACAGAGAGAGAGAGAGAGAUUUAUGGAAAGAGGCAAAAACAUCAUCUUUCAUCAGUCAUUUCACUCAAAUGUUUUUAUCAGAUCCUGAUAUAUCGUUCAGAUUAGUUCGAGAGUACAGAUUGGAUAUUUUUCUACCACAACAAGAGCACUGUAAAGUUUUACCAAAGACUAAACACUCUGAACCACAAAGAACAAAACAUAUUUUUACAUUUUGCAUAGUCGAAGAGAAGAUAUUAAUACUCUCCCUCUUAGAGAAAGUGUCCUUAUGUACCUAAAACAAAUGCAGUUUGGUUCUUCAGCAGUACUUUGGCUCUUCAAAGUACACAGGAGCAUUUCCAAUCAGAGGGAUUGGCACCAAACGCGGUCUAAUCAAACUAGAGUCACUCCAGAUUCUGAUCGUAGCGUUUACACUUGCAGUAAAGGCUCUGAACUGCUUUUGAGACAUAUCAGGAUGAAUAUAACCCUGACCUUACCCGGAUAUCACUACGUGGAUAUAAGUGCAAUCAUUAAAAAACAUUUGUUACAGUAUUUUAAAUAUAUUUAAUGCACUUGAUAUUCUAAGCAUGCGAUUAUUCUUUAUCUUCCCGUUCCUGUUCGGCACAUAACUGAUGAGAAUGCAAGCUUUGAGAUCAGACUCCCAGAUAUUUGAUUGUGUAUGUGAAGCAUUAGUUUGGACCAACGACACAACAUUAAUCA